UUGUUUUCAACCUGCACGCGGUCGCGAACACUCCGAACGGAACUUCGUUACAGUCACGAGUAGGAGGAGACUGAGUUUUCCUUCCUGUGAGCGACUUUCUUUUUGCCGUAAACCACCGGUUGGCCAGCUAGUGCAAAGUGUGCUUUCACGAUGCCAACAUGAGAUCACACGCACUUAACAGUGCACACAGUAGCAGAUACAUUUCAUGUAAAUUGGCACCCGUCGUAUUUCAGAUAGCUGCGAUUUUGAGAGCACUUCUUAUCAUGUGGAGUGUGGUACAAGAUGCCUACUGCGAAUUGCCAUUCACGGACUUGGAUUACUUCGUCUUUACUGACGCAGCCAGGUACAUGGUUGUUGGAAUUUCGCCGUACGAGCGGUUUACAUACCGUUAUUCUCCUGUCGUUGCGGCGUCUUUGAUACCGAACGUUCUUUCGCAACCUUUUUUCGGCAAACUUUGUUUUGUGGUCGGGGACUUUAUGACUGGAUGGCUCGUUCUGGAAAUUUUGAGCUUCUGCGGGUCUUCGCAGAGGACCAAAGUAGCCUCAGUAAUCUGUUGGUUAUUUAACCCAUUCACACUGGCCAUGUCGACUAGAGGUAGCUUCGAGUCGGCUGUAUCUACCGCCAUGCUGUCUAUUCUACUGCUUAUACUGAGUGGGAACACUUUUCUUGCUUGCGCUGUUCUUGGUUUGGUUAUUCACCUUCGCAUCUAUCCGGUGAUCUAUCUCAUACCUUUGUGUUGCUUUCUCUGCUUGGACUGCGAUGUCCCAGAUGCUCAUUCUUGGGAUCGGAGGAUCGAAGGAUCGAAGGAUCGAAGGGCAAACUAUUUUACCGUGGCUAUUAAGAGCUCAUGCCAUAUUUUUUCGGCCAUCGCGUCUAUAACCUUCACAAGAAGGCUGGAGCUCCUAGCAUUGUGUAUGUCUUCUAUAUCGAUCUGGUUGCUGUGUUUCUUGUUUUUCGGUUCGGAAUUCCAAAGUGAGACCUAUAGCUACCAUUUGGGACGCAAGGAUGUUCGACACAACUUCUCUCCAUUAUUUUACGUGGAAUAUAUUGCCCCGAGAAUCCCUUUUCGCGCGAUGUACACAUUCACUCCUGUACUUCCUCAGAUGGUCACCGUGUGUCUCGUUGGCUUCAAAUUUGCCAAAGACUUACCAGUUUGCCUCCUCCUUCAGACUAUUGGAUUUGUAGCUCUCAACAAAGUUUCAACAGCACAAUAUUUUGUGUGGUACAUGAGCCUAAUUCCAACUGCGCUCCCCAGUGGCAUAGUGCAGUGCUCUGGUUGCAAAAGUUUGGCCAGUCUCGCUGGUCAAGACUUGCAUAGAGCUGCUGCACUUCGGUUCUGGCUCUCUGCGCAGUUUUUGUGGCUGAUUGUUGCCUACCACGUCGAAUUCUGUGGCACUUGUGCGUUUCUUUUGCUUUGGUUUGCUAGUGUGGUGUUUCUCUGUGCGCACGCGUGGGUAGGUACGCAUCUCAUGACCGCGCGAACGAAAUUUAUGCGGUGACAAUAGUUGAGCUGAGCCACGAGCCAAACAUAUGCUAUCAACGUGGGCAUAUUCAUGUGAUGGAUUUUUAUAGAGCACACUGAACUAAGUUAUUUCACCUCCUGUAGCCUGCAGAAAUGGAUUUCCUUCCAGCGCGAAGCCAUGAAUUCGUAGUCCAGUCAUGACCUUUGUGAACGCAAGGUCAGCUCUAAAACUACUCUACGAACAUGAUUACCUCACCUGCCGCUCGCUUGUCGUGCGCUGGCUACUUUUACGGCGUUUCUGUUUGUGCACCGGCACCUCCAUUUCGCGGAAAUGCUCCUCAACUGUUGCGUGAAAUGCCGCUUUCUUCAGUGUUGGUCGACCAAUGAGGGUCAAGUCUCUGUGCGAUAAACGGAGUGAGUCCAUAGUAUAUGUUUACCGUAAACUUAGUAUCUUACUUUGAAGAGAACAUCAUGACAUCACGAAG
This is a messenger RNA of Micromonas commoda, 1947 nucleotides long. Its product is annotated as glycosyltransferase family 50 protein. The record is from RefSeq and is a predicted model, not a curated record. Lineage: Eukaryota; Viridiplantae; Chlorophyta; Mamiellophyceae; Mamiellales; Mamiellaceae. Gene Ontology annotation, molecular function: alpha-1,4-mannosyltransferase activity; GPI mannosyltransferase activity. The transcript is spliced from 2 exons. Bases 159 to 1499 code for a protein of 446 amino acids. Gene Ontology annotation, biological process: GPI anchor biosynthetic process. Gene Ontology annotation, cellular component: membrane; glycosylphosphatidylinositol-mannosyltransferase I complex.